AUGUAUAUCCAGAUGACAUUGAUGCAAAAAUCUAAAUCUGAACCUAAUUGUCAAACCAACGCUUUAGUCACUCUUGGUUAUCCUAAACGUAAAUCAACAGGAAACCUUCGUCAGUCGAUCAGUCAGACUUCUUCAGUGAUGACUCAGACCAGUCAAAACAAAAUCUGGCGUCCACCUGGACAUUGUGAGAUCCCCGAUAUCUUGGGCCAUGCUUAUCUUAAACCAAGCCCACCUGUUGCUUUCGAUUUACGUCCGAACGAUAUCUCCAAACGAGUAUCCAAGCGUCCGUGGUAUCCUCCUAGUCCGCACUAUGAAAUUCCCGAACUUCCACCACUUAAGCGUAGCACGUUGAAAACAAGAGGACAGAAUCAAUUGGAAGCUAAGCUGAAAAAGCUAUUGCCCAAGAUUCCUGUCUGUACAUCUGAUCCAGUCAGUCGAUACACUCACUUUAAAGAAAUUGGCACGGGUGUCAAUGGUGCUGUCGUCAAGGCCGUCUGUCGUAAACGAGCUCAGACAAAAGUAGCGAUCAAACGAUGCAAACUGGAUCCUGAUCGUGAAUAUCGUGCAGCCAUUCUGCGUGAACUCCGUAUUAUGGCAUCAGGUCACAAUAACUUGAUUCGAUUGAGAGAAGUAACCUUGUGGAAAGAUGAUAUCUUGAUGACAAUGGACCUCAUGCGCUGCUCUGUCUUUGCUGUUCUCUGUCAACGUGGUAUCCCUGAAGAGUACGCUGUCUACAUGACCUGCGAGACCCUCAAGGGCUUGGCUCACUUGCACAGUCAGGGUAUCCUUCAUCGCGAUGUCAAGUGUGAGAACCUCCUCCUCGGCUGGAACGGCGAAAUCAAAUUAGCCGACUUUGGCUUGUCCGCACGCAUCAACCGACCCAACUACGAACGAUUAGGUACGACCAAAUGGAUGGCUCCUGAGGUCAUAAGAGAAGAAUACUAUAAUGAAAAGAUCGACAUGUGGUCUUUGGGUAUCACAAUUAUCGAAAUGAUGGACCGUGUUCCUCCUCACUACGCCAUCAAGGAUGAGGAAGAACUGUUUGAUAUCAUUGCUACUGAACCUAGCCCGACAUUCACAUACAGUUAUCCUACCAUGUAUAUGCGUGGCCUCGUAGCCUGGCUCUUGGAUGAAGAACCAGAAACAAGACCAAGUGCUCGUGAUGCUCUUUUAGAGAUUGAAGCUCACGUUCAAUCAAACUUGUUACCUUGUUCGUCAGCUCAAGAUCUUGUUCGAUUCCUGAAUCAUGUCUUACCAUCUGAACACUAA
This is a messenger RNA of Rhizopus microsporus ATCC 52813, 1269 nucleotides long. RefSeq names its product kinase-like protein. Gene Ontology annotation, biological process: intracellular signal transduction; protein phosphorylation; regulation of MAPK cascade. The transcript has 4 exons. Gene Ontology annotation, cellular component: cytoplasm. Gene Ontology annotation, molecular function: ATP binding; protein serine/threonine kinase activity. The record is from RefSeq and is a predicted model, not a curated record. Bases 1 to 1269 code for a protein of 422 amino acids. NCBI's taxonomy places the organism in Eukaryota, Fungi, Mucoromycota, Mucoromycetes, Mucorales, Rhizopodaceae.